AGAUCCAAAUGGACAUACACACAGCAAUAUAAACCUAAAGAAAAGAGAGAGACAAUAUAUUGGGCAACUCAAGCCAUUGUUGAAUGGUCCAUUGAAUGAUUUUCAUUCAUUGUUUAUUGAAUACGCGCGUGUGUAUAUUUUUUUAUGCAAGAAUUCGAUUUUUUUUUUUGUUUCCUAAAUUCUAAAUGGCUAAAAAUAUUCGCUAUCUCAUGGAACAUGAUCACCAUGGAUAUCAUGAUCAUCUGCAUUUUUAUAUAAUAAUUACCAGUAUGGUAUUUGUGAUUGUCUCACAAAAAAAAAUCCAGGAAAAAAUAACUGACAAAACUUUCCAAUGAAUAUUGGCUGCACUGGUUUUGAUUUUUCAUGGAAAGUUUCUCACCUUAGCGUUGAUUUGUGCACUGGUUCGAUGAUUUCUUCUGUUCAUGAAACUUGUAAUUAUUGAUUAUUGAAAGUUUAUUUAACAAGAAAAAUGUUGGUGGAUGAAUCCAUACAGACCGGAAAUAUCUAUUCAGAUGACCAAAAUCAACGACAAAAACUGUCCAGUCGAAAUUUACGUAUAUUUGCUAGUUAUGCCGAAUGUCUUCGUGGUUUAGAUCAAUUCUAUGGCCAGGCAAAACGGCAAAUUCUACAAUAUCAAUCACCAACCACCGGUCUAUUCCCUUCAAUGUCUAAUGAUGAGAUCGAAGCAUCGAUACGUGAUUCUAUUUAUUGUUCAAUGGCUAUUUGGUCAUUAUAUCAAGCAUAUAUUCGACGUGUAGACGAUAGCCAUGGAAAAGCAUAUGAGCUUGGACAAAGUGUGGUCAAAUGUAUGCGUGGAAUUUUAUUCUCGUGGAUGCGACAUUCGAGAGAAAAAUUAGAAGUUUUCAAAACGAACCAAAGUCCUCGAGCUGCCUUACCAUCCAAGGUCAAUCUAACGACUAGUUUACCACUGGAGAAUGAUGACAAAAAUGGUCGUCAUCUUCAAUUGGAUAUCGUUUCCUUAUAUCUAUUAUUCAUGGUACAGAUGAUCAAUUCAGGUUUGCAGAUCAUUUAUACGAUGGAUGAGGUACAUUUCAUACAGAAUCUAGUCUAUUAUAUUGAAAGAAGUUAUCGAACACCCGAUUAUGGAAUGUGGGAACAUGGCUCAUUGUUUAGUCCGGAAACACCCGAAGUACAUGCAUCAUCGAUUGGAAUGGCUAAAUCGGCAUUGGAAUCGAUUAAUGGAGUAAAUCUAUUUGGCGAGAAAGGAGCUGCAUGGAGUGUCAUUCAUGUUGACAUUGAUGCACAUUCACGAAAUCGACGUACAUUUGAAACUUUGUUGCCACGUGAAUCGAUAUCAAAGAAUACCGAUGCUAGUCUAUUACCAACGAUUAGCUGGCCUUGUUUUGCCACUCAUGAUCCAGUCCUAUACAAUUCCACUAAACAACGGAUCGUUGACUUAUUGAAAACCCCGUAUGGAUUUAAACGAUUCCUUAAAGAUGGCCAUGGAACCUCGGCCAUGAUGAAUAAUGAUAAUCGUAAUUAUUCCUAUCAUGAAAUCAAACGUUUUGAGAAUAUUGAAUGUACAUGGCCAAUAUUCUUUUUGUUCAUGAUCAUUGAUGCCAUAUUCAAAAAUAAUGAAUUACAAUUAACUGAAUAUAAAGAAUUAUUGUUUGAAAAAUUAUUACGCCGAGAACCACAUCAUGGCGAUCCGAUUGUGCCACAAUAUUACUAUAUACCACCGGAAUAUAUUGAAUCUGAGCGUAUCAGUCCGAAUUCGUUGCCACGAUUUUCUAGCACCGAAGGAGAAGCUUAUCAAUCAUUAUAUCUGAUGGGGCAGUCGGUAUUACUUGUUGCACAACUUUUAAUGGGUGGAUUUUUGGACAUAAAAGAACUGGAUCCUAUUCGUCGUUAUUCACCCAGUUAUGAACGCAAUCCUAAAAAUGGUCCGAAUUCUGUGUUUCAAGGUAAACUAUAUGGUACGGCUGCCGAAUUAGUCGUACAGGUUGUAUUGAUUUCUGAAUCAACACGAUUGAAAGCAAUGAUGGCUACAUAUGGAAUAAUGACACAGACACCAAUAGAGGUUGAACCGGUAAAAAUAUGGUCUUCAUCACAAUUGGUUAAAAUAUAUGAAUACCUUGGAAUAAAUGAAAAGCUUGGCCUUAAAGGUAGGCCACCGAGACCCAUUGGUAGCCUAGGAACUUCGAAACUUUAUCGAAUUCUUGGCCGAACUGUUCUUUGCUAUCCACUGAUUUUUGAUAAUUCAGAUUUUUAUCUAUCAAAUGAUAUGGCACUUUUGAUCGAUGAUAUUAAGAAUGAAUUGAAUUUUAUAGGAAAAUAUUGGCGAAUGAGUGGACGACCAACCGUUUGUAUAUUGUUGCGAGAGGAAAAUUUACGAGAUGUUAAUUUUAAAGAGAUGCUCGAUCUACUUGUUGAAUUCAAAAAAGGUUAUCUUACAUCGACAGGCUUGAAAAUCAAAACAGGCCGCCUACAAAAUCUGAUUAGUUUAUCGAGUAUUGAACAUUUGGAUUUCACAGCACAAUUUUCACAAGAAUUGGAAAAAUUACCCGAACUUCAAUCUUUUAGACAGCCUGAGCAUAAAAAUGAAUCUGGAUUCGAAUUAUUUGAUAAUAAUUCCAAAAAUAUACAUUAUGCUGAAUCGAAUGAUUUUAAUAGUCGAACAUAUGAAUCAAAGUCAACAUGGGAAGUGAUAAAAGCACUUGAAUCAUGUCAAACAUUGUUCGGUCAAAGUCAAUUGUUAUGGAUUCUUUUAAAACGUGAAGGUUCGCACUAUACAUUGCCAGAAUUUGGUUCGACCAUUAUCGAGAAUAUUGAAAAUGUAAGCCAACGUGCCGUACAAUUACGAUUAUGGUCGGUAGUAAGAUUUUGUAGUUCAAUACUAAAGAAAUUUGUCGAUUCAAUAUCGCCAAAUAUGACAUCCAUAUUGGUUAAUCAAAAACAAAUUACCAUUGGAACUGGAUUUCAUGAAGUGCUCAUUGAUUAUCCACGAACACCCACUGAAACACAUAAUCUAAUUUAUUCAAACAGUGAAAAUGUAUGCGAUUCAGUGCUACAACAGGAAAUCAUUAUUUAUGUUGGUCAUCUUAUCUCAACAUCGCCGAAUCUAUUUGAUGGUAUAUUUAAAAUACGAAUUGGUUCCGGUUUGAUGCAGGCUAUGCGAUUUUAUCUGUUAUUCAAAAAGGAAUAUAUUAAAGCAGGAAAAACCGAACUAGAAUCACUAUCGCCAACCGAAUUACGGCGAGUACUGUUUCGUGUCUUGACUGAUCAAGAUCUUAAACCCAUACAACAACGACAAAUCAAUGGUUCAUUGGGACGAUUUCCAAAUAAUUUUAGUGAUAAAGUUUGGGAAAUUCUUAAACGAACAAGAUAUGGUGUUUCAGUUGGUAAUUACAAACUUUCCAGUUUGUUGUGCGCACAAACUUCACCACAAGAUCUCAAUUUUAUAAUUGAGGUGGAAAAUUUCAUCUUACAUAUACCGGCACCAGAAUAUCGACAAAUAUUGGUCGAGUUACUAAUGGUAAUGUACAUAAUACUCGAAAGAAAUCCCGAACUUUAUUUCAACUUUGGCGAUUCAGUUGAUUUGGACAAUUUGGUCGAACUAGCACUACGUCAAUACAAAAAAGACGAAGAUCCAAGAAAAACCAUACUAGAAUUCUAUCAGGAGGAUAAAAAUUCUAUAUCUGCAUUUUUUGCACGUGCCAUUUUGGAUACAUUGUUGCAGAAUCCACAACAAGAAGAAUGUAAAAUCACAUGAAAUAUUACAUAAAUUUUCUUUCAAUAGGAAAAAUGAUUAAAAAAAUAAUAAAGAAACCUAACUCGGAAACCAAAGAAAUGCUUACUGUGUAUAAACUGUGUAAACCACACACACAACCAUACAUCGAUCCAUUCAUCCAUCAUCAGUUAUGAUUAAUUUGAGUAAUUUUUUUCCUCAAACGAUUAACAAAGACAGAAAAAACCUUGGAUUAUAGAUAGAUAGAUAGUCAUGACGAAUAUCUUCCAUCAUAGCCAAUUGUCGAUUAAUAACGUAUGAAUUGUGUGUUUUUUUUUUACUGCUACAUUACAUUAUCCAUUCAUUGUGGGAUACUAUAUAUACAAAAAACUGGUAAUGUUUGUAUCCAAUCGAAGUAUGAAUUCUAUCUAUACAACUUUACAGACAUAUAAACAAAACAUAUAUAUAGACAUAGCAUCAACACAGUUAUCACUCACUACUCAUAUGUGUACUUUAUUGCCAAUUCUAUAUGAUGAUUCUCGCAUCAUAAGUAAAUUAAAUUUUUUCGGGUUGUUGA
Molecule: messenger RNA, 4265 nt
Organism: Dermatophagoides farinae (American house dust mite)
Lineage: Eukaryota; Metazoa; Arthropoda; Arachnida; Sarcoptiformes; Pyroglyphidae
Source: RefSeq, a predicted model, not a curated record